Messenger RNA from Penicillium verhagenii, 1521 nucleotides. Its product is annotated as putative MFS transporter. The transcript is spliced from 10 exons. Bases 1 to 1521 code for a protein of 506 amino acids. The record is from RefSeq and is a predicted model, not a curated record. Gene Ontology annotation, cellular component: membrane. Gene Ontology annotation, molecular function: transmembrane transporter activity. Lineage: Eukaryota; Fungi; Ascomycota; Eurotiomycetes; Eurotiales; Aspergillaceae. Gene Ontology annotation, biological process: transmembrane transport.
AUGGGCGACGUCAAAGAUUCAGAAAACCAACACAUCGAGCAAUAUGUGCUCGAAAAUCCCAAGGCUCAAGACCCGAUAGGUGUACCUGAAGUAUUAUUGACUUGGUCUUCGGAGGAGAGAGAACAAAGGGAGAAGGCACUGGUCAGAAAGAUUGACACCAGACUGUUGAUAAUCAUGUUGGUCAUGUAUAUCCUCAACUACCUAGAUCGCAACAAUAUUGCAGCCGCAAAAUUGGCGGGGCUGCAAAAGGAUUUGAAUCUUAAGGGUAACGAGUACCAGAUCUGUGUUAGCAUCUUGUUUGUCGGAUACCUUCUAAUGCAAGUGCCUUCGAACAUGAUUCUGAACAAAUUUGGAAAACCUUCGAUCUACUUGCCCAGCUGUAUGGUAGUAUGGGGUGUCAUCUCUUGUUGCACUGCUGUCACGAAGGACUUCGGGGGCUUGCUGGCCGUCCGGUUCUUUCUCGGAUUCAUCGAGGCUGCUUAUUUUCCUGGUUGUCUUUAUCUCCUGUCGGCAUGGUACACAAGGAAAGAACUGGUCAAGCGGACCGCAUUACUAUACGCGGGUUCGUUGAUUUCAGGGGCAUUCUCUGGUCUGAUCUCUGCUGGGAUCACUAGUGGCUUGAAUGGGGCCCGUGGCAUCGCAGCAUGGAGAUGGCUCUUUAUCAUAGAGGGCUCACUUACGAUUUUUGUGGCUUUGAUCGCUUUCUUCAUCGUCCCCGAUCUUCCCAGGACUACACCCUGGUUGAGCGAUGAUGAGAAAGUACUUGCAGCUUGGAGACUAGAGGAAGAUAUUGGUGAGGAUGACUGGGUGGAUAGCGAACAUCAAAGCAUGUUCAACGGUGCAAAGCUUGCUAUCCUAGACCCGAAAACUUGGUUACUGUUAGGUCUGAUUUACGGCUGUACAUCAGCCGGCGCUGUUACCACUUUCUUUCCAAGUGUGAUGGCCGGACUUGGCAAGAAUAACAUUGAUACCUUACUCCUGACGACACCGCCAUAUCUUAUAGGAACAAUUUUUGUGUUGAUCAAUGCCUGGCAUGCGGACCGCACAGGUGAACGAUACCUUCAUAUGUGCCUUCCACCCAUUAUUGCUAUUGUGUCUUUCGUCCUGGCUAUGGCAGGAAAUAACUUUGCCGCUCGUUAUGUCGCGAUGUGCAUCAUGCUAAGUGGUAUAUACUCUAGUUAUGUUGUUGCCCUUGGAUACAUUUCGAACAUCUUGCCUCGCCCCGCCGCCAAACGCGCUGCUGCUCUAGCCUUGAUCAAUUGUCUGAGCAAUGUCUGCCAAAUUUACACGCCUUAUCUUUACCCUGAUUCCGCUGCGCCUCGAUAUGUCACCGCUUUUAGUAUUAAUAUCGGAAUGUGCGCUAUGACGAUUAUAUUUUCCACCAUCCUUCGCAUUUAUCUCGGAAGGCUGAACAAGCAACUUGACCAAGAGGAGGGUACGGAUUUGGCCACGGGCGCUAUUUCCAGUGAAGAAAAUGGCUCCGUCGUGGCUGUUAGACAGGGUUUCCGAUACUUGCUUUAA